This is a messenger RNA of Carlito syrichta (Philippine tarsier), 10339 nucleotides long. It is a transcript of the gene FRAS1, whose product is annotated as Fraser extracellular matrix complex subunit 1. NCBI's taxonomy places the organism in Eukaryota, Metazoa, Chordata, Mammalia, Primates, Tarsiidae. Gene Ontology annotation, biological process: cell communication. The coding region runs from base 1 to 9948 and encodes 3315 amino acids. The record is from RefSeq and is a predicted model, not a curated record. Gene Ontology annotation, cellular component: membrane. The transcript is spliced from 57 exons.
AUGGCCACUGUGAGAAGUCAUGCAGAUAUUCCCUUUAUCCUUCAAGCUUGCCACCAAUCCUGUUUCAGAUGUGUAGGGAAGAGCCCACUGAACUGCACCGCCUGUGGGCCUUCCCAUGUGCUGCUGGAUGGGCAGUGCCUCUCCCAGUGCCCAGAUGGCUACUUCAGCCAGGAAGGUAACUGUACAGAAUGUCACCCAACCUGCAGGCAGUGCCAUGGACCACUGGACUCUGACUGCGACUCCUGCCACCCACAUGUCUCUCUCACCAACCGGACCUGCAGGACCCACUGUAGGGCCGAGCAGUUCCUCAACCUUGUAGGACACUGUGCUGACUGCCACCCUCUGUGCCAGCACUGUGCAGCAAAUCUUCACAAUACCGGGAGCCUCUGCCUGCAGUGCCAGAAUGCCCGCCACCUGCUGCUUGGGGACCACUGCAUUCCCAAUUGCCCUUCUGGAUACUACACGGAGCGGGGCACUUGUAAAAGAUGCCAUGCCUCCUGCAGAACCUGCCAGGGCAGAGGCCCUUUUUCCUGUUCCUCGUGUGAUGCUGGCCUCGUUCUUUCCCACAUGGGCACCUGCAGUGAAGCCUGCUUCCCGGGACACUAUCUCGAUGACAGCCAUGUCUGCCAGCCUUGCAGUCCACACUGUGGGAGCUGCGAUUCCCAGGCCAGCUGCACUUCCUGCCGAGAGCCCAGUAGGGUCCUGCUCUUUGGGGACUGCCAGUAUGAGCAUUGCGCCCCGCAGCACUACCUUGACUUCUCCACCAACAUGUGCAAAGAAUGUGACUGGAGUUGCAAUGCGUGCCACGGGCCUCUGAGCACAGACUGCUUGCAAUGCAUGGAUGGCUACGUCCUGCAGGAUGGGACAUGUGUGGAGCAGUGCUCGCCGGCGUUCUACCGGGACUCAGGCCUCUGCAAGAGCUGUGGCAACCACUGUCUCCAGUGCCAGGGACCCCAUGAGUGCACCCGCUGUGAAGGGCCGUUUCUCCUCCUGGAAGCCCAGUGUGUCCAGGAAUGUGAAAAGGGGUACUUUGCAGAUCACGCAAAGCACAGAUGCACUGCCUGUCCUCAGGGGUGCUUGCAGUGCAGCCAGAGGGACCGCUGUCACCUCUGUGACCACGGGUUCUUUCUGAAGAGUGGCAUUUGUGUUUUCAACUGUGUUCCUGGUUUCUCUGCCCACUCCUCUAAUGAAACCUGUGUUGGCAAAAUACACACCCCCAGUCUUCAUGUGAAUGGCUCCCUGACCCUCCCAAUCGGCUCCAUGAAGCCUCUGGACUUCUCCCUCCUGAAUGUCCAAGACCAGGAUGGCAGGGAUGAAGACCUCCUGUUUCAUAUUGUGAGCACGCCCACCAAUGGCCAGCUGGUGCUCUUGAGAAAUGGAAAAGAGGUUCAGCUGGAGAAGGCUGGCCAUUUUAGUUGGAAAGAUGUGAACGAGAAGAAAGUGCGUUUUGUGCACAGCAAAGAAAGGCUCAGGAAAGGUUACUUUUUCCUGAAAAUUAGUGACCAGCAGUUCUUCUCUGAGCCACAGCUGAUCAACAUACAAGCAUUUUCAACACAGGCCCCCUAUGUGCUGAGAAACGAGGUCCUCCACAUCAGCAGAGGAGAGAGGGGAACCAUCACCACCCAGCUGCUUGACAUUCGAGAUGAUGACAACCCUCAGGAUGUAGUCAUCGAAGUGCUUGAUCCUCCACGUCAUGGCCAGUUGCUUCAAACACUUCAGUCCCCAGCAGGCCCUGUCUAUCGGUUCCAGCUGGAUGAACUCUCUAGGGGCCUGCUCCACUAUGCCCACGAUGGCUCGGACAGCACGUCUGAUGAUGCAGUCUUGCAGGCUAGUGAUGGAUACUCCUUCCAAAAUAUACUUCUCCAUGUGAAGACUGUGCCUGAGAAUGACAGAGGUCUUCGGCUAGUGGCUAAUUCAGUGGUGUGGGUUCCAGAAGGUGGGAUGCUACAGAUUACCAACAGAAUCCUACAGGCCGAAGCUCUUGGUGUCAGCGCUGAAGAAAUCAUCUACGAAAUUACACAAGACCACCCUCAGUUUGGGGAGGUGGUUCUUCUGGUUAACAUGCCUGCAGACAGUCCCACAGAUGGAGGGCAGCACCUACCUGAUGGGAGGACAGCCACACCCACCAACACCUUCACCCAGCAGGACAUCAACGAAGGCAUCGUGUGGUACCGGCAUUCGGGAGCUCCGGCCCAGAGUGACUCCUUCCGCUUCCAGGUGUCCCGGGCCACUGACUCCCAGAUGCACCUGGAAAGCCGUGUGUUCAACAUUGCCAUCUUGCCCCAAGCGCCUGAAGCACCUGCGCUCUCACUGGAAGCCUCGUUCCAUAUGACUGCUCGAGAAGAUGGACUGACUGUUAUUCAGCCUCAUUCCCUCUUCCCUGUAAACUCCGAGAAGCCAAGUGGAACGAUUAUAUACAAUAUCACUCUGCCUCUGCCUCCAAAUCAAGGUACCAUCGAGCACAGGGACCAGCCGCACUCUCCUAUCCGGCAUUUCACACAGGAGGAUGUCAACCAGGGCAAAGUCUUGUACCGCCCUCCCGCUGCGGCCCCUCACCUCCAGGAGCUCAUGGCCUUUUCCUUCGCUGGUCUCCCAGAAUCAGUGAAAUUCCAUUUCACAGUUUCAGAUGGAGAGCACACAAGCCCAGAGAUGGUCCUCACGAUUCACUUACUCCCCACUGAUGGUCAGCUGCCCGUGUUCCAGGUCUCAGCUCCACAGCUUGUGGUCAGCCGAGGAGGCAGCACCUCUGUAGGACUCCGGCUGGUAGUGAGGGAUGCCGAGACAAUAGCCGAGGACCUCUCCUUUGAGCUCCAGAAGCCUCCACAGCAUGGGGUGCUCCGUAAGCACCUGGCUGAUUCCUCAAGGCCCAUGGCCACAGGUGACACCUUCACCUAUGAGGAUAUUGAGAAAAACACUCUGCAGUAUAUACACGAUGGUUCCCCGGCCCAGGAAGAUGGCAUGGAGAUCUUGGUCACAGAUGGCAUCACAGUGACAACCUUAAAAGUGAGAGUGGAGGUGUCACCAUCAGAGGGCCUCGGGCCUCGGCUGGCUGCAGGUUCCUCUCUGAGCCUCACUGUGGCUAGUAGAAGCACAGCCACCAUCACCAGGUCACACCUCGCCUAUGUGGAUGAUUCUUCCCCCGACCCAGAGAUCUGGAUUCGGUUAAGCUCUGUGCCCAUGUAUGGUAUUCUCUUAAGAACCUUAGGACCUGAGAUGGAAGAACUCUCAGAAGUUUCCAAUUUCACAAUGGAAGACAUCAACAACAAGAAAAUUAGGUAUUCAGCUGGGUUUGAAACGGACGGUCAUCUGGUUAUUGAUAGCUUCCAUUUCUCUGUCUCUGACAUGGACCACAACCAUCUGGACAAUCAGAUGUUUACCAUCAUGGUCACUCCUGUUGAAAACCCACCUCCAGUCAUUGCUUUUGCUGACCUUAUCACGGUUGAUGAGGGAGGGAGAGCCCCACUCUCAUUUCACCAUUUCUUCGCUACGGAUGAUCAUGAGAACCUUCAGGGAGAUGCCAUCAUUAAACUGAGUGUUCUGCCCAAGUAUGGCUGUAUUGAGAACACAGGAACAGGUGACCGUUUUGGCCCUGAAGUUACCAGUGACCAGGAGGCAUCAUUCCCUAUUCAAGAUGUCCUGGAAAACUACAUCUACUACUUUCAGAGUGUUCAUGAAAGCAUUGAGCCAACCCAUGAUAUUUUCAGUUUUUAUGUGAGUGAUGGAACCAGUCGUUCAGAAAUUCACAGCAUCAAUAUCACCAUUGAGAGAAAGAAUGAUGAGCCUCCCAGGAUGACCUUGCGGCCCCUCUGGGUACAGCAGAGCUCAGGAGUGGUGAUAAGCAAUUCUUCUUUGAGCCUGCAAGACCUGGACACUCCAGAUGAUGAGCUGAUUUUUGUACUGACAAAAGAGCCUGACCACGGUCAUCUUCUCAGGAGGCAAGCUGCCUCCGAGCCUCUGGAGAAUGGGACAGUUUUGGCUCAGGGUGCCUCCUUCACCUACCAGGAUGUCCUGGCCGGGCUGGUCGUAUAUAUGCCUGGGGGCCCCAGCAUGGUUGUGGAUGAAUUCCAGUUCUCCCUCACCGAUGGCCUCCAUGUGGAUGCAGGGAGAGUGGAGGUCUACAAGGAAUUGCCCAUCAGUGAUAUGCCCCGCUUGGCUGUGAACCGAGGCCUGCAACUUUCAGCAGGGUCUGUAGCACGCAUCACAGAACAGCACUUGAAAGUGGCAGAUACUGACUCCAAUGACCACCGAGUUUUGUAUAUUCUGAAGGAAGAUCCUGGUGCAGGGCGCCUGCAGAUGGUCAAGCGUGACAGCCUGGAGCAAAUCUCCAUUAAGGGCCCAGUCCGAAGCUUCUCCCAGGCAGACAUCAGCAAAGGGCAAGUCGAAUACAGUCAUGGAAUAGGAGAACCUGGUGGGAGCUUUGCUUUUAAAUUUGAUGUGGUUGAUGGAGAAGGCAACAGAUUGAUUGACCAGUCAUUUUCCAUCAGUGUUUUAGGAGCCAAAUCCCCACCAGUCAUCGUCACCAAUGAAGGGCUGGUCUUGGAUGAAAACUCAGUGAAGAAGAUCACUACCCUGCAGCUGUCUGCUACUGACCAGGACAGUGGGCCUGCAGAGUUGAUCUUCAGGAUCACCAGACAGCCCCAGCUAGGGCACUUGGAACAUGCAGCAUCGCCAGGUAUCCAGAUUAGUUCCUUUACUCAAGCUGACCUGACUUCGCGAAAUGUUCAGUACAUUCAUUUCAGUGAGACUGAGGAACACACAGAUGCCUUCAGCUUUGCACUGUCUGAUGGAAUCAACGAGGUGACUCAGACCUUCCAUAUCACCAUUCGCCCUGUGGAUGAUUCAUUGCCCAUUGUGCAGAAUGCUGGGAUGCGGGUGCAGGAGGGUGUGAGGAAGACCAUCACAGAGUUUGAGCUCAAGGCGAUGGAUGCAGACACAGAGGCCGAGUCUGUGACAUUCACCAUUGUGCAGCCCCCGCGCCAUGGUGCCAUUGAGCGAGCCGCAAAAGGGCAGCAUUUCCACCUUGCCUCCACCUUCACCAUGGAAGACAUCUACCAGAACAGGGUCAGCUACAGCCAUGAUGGUAGCAACUCCCUCAAGGACUGGUUCACCUUCACUGUUUCUGAUGGGACAAACCCCUUCUUUAUCAUUAAGGAAGGAGGAAAAGAGAUUAUGACAGCAGCACCUCAACAGUUCCGAGUAGACAUCCUCCCAGUAGAUGAUGGCACCCCUAGAAUUGUCACCAACCUGGGGCUCCAGUGGCUGGAAUAUAUGGAUGGCAAGGCAACCAACCUGAUCACCAAGAAGGAACUGCUGACUAUGGACCCAGACACUGAGGAUGCACAGCUUGUCUAUGAGAUAACGACGGCCCCCAAGCAUGGCUAUGUAGAGAACAAGCUGCAGCCUGGCAGAGCUGCCGCCACGUUCACCCAGGAGGAUGUGAACUUGGGAUUGAUUCGUUACAUGCUGCGUGAGGAGAAGAUCCAUGAAAUGAUGGAUAGUUUUCAGUUUCUGGUGAAAGAUAGUAAACCCAAUGUGGUCAAUGACAACAUCUUCCAUAUCCAGUGGUCCCUCAUCAGCUUUAAAUAUACCAGCUACAAUGUCAGUGAGAAGGCGGGGUCUGUCAGUGUCACGGUGCAGAGGACUGGGAACCUGAACCAGUAUGCCAUCGUCCUGUGUCGCACUGAACAAGGCACUGCCAGCUCCAGCUCCAGGGCUAGCUCCCGCCCUGGACAGCAGGACUACGUGGAGUAUGCUGGUCAGGUGCAGUUUGAUGAGCGAGAGGAUACCAAGUCCUGUACCAUUGUCAUCAACGAUGAUGAUGUGUUUGAGAAUGUCGAGAGCUUCAUUGUGGAGCUCAGCAUGCCAGCUUAUGCCCUGCUGGGGGCGUUCACCCGGGCUAAGGUCAUAAUCAAUGACACUGAGGAUGAACCCACCUUAGAGUUUGACAAGAAGACCUACCGGGUCAACGAGAGUGCUGGUUUUCUAUUUGCACCUAUUGAAAGAAAAGGAGACUCAAGCAGCAUAGUAUCUGCCAUUUGCUACACGGUUCCUAAGUCAGCUAUGGGAAGUAGCCUCUAUGCCCUAGAAUCAGGCUCUGAUUUUAAAUCUCGAGGGAUGUCUGCUGAAAGCCGUGUGAUAUUUGGGACUGGUGUCACCAUGUCUACUUGUGACAUCAUGCUCAUUGAUGACAGUGAAUAUGAAGAGGAAGAGGAGUUUGAGAUUGCCCUGGCAGAUGCUUCUGACAAUGCCCGCAUUGGAAGGGUGGCAACGGCCAGGGUGUUCAUCAGUGGUCCCAAUGAUGCCUCCACCGUGUCCCUGGGCAACACAGCUUUCACUGUCAGUGAGGAUGCAGGCACAGUGAAGAUUCCAGUUAUCCGCCAUGGUACUGACCUUUCUACUUUCACAUCUGUCUGGUGUGCAACGCGGCCCUCAGAUCCAGCUUCUGCCACUCCAGGAGUUGACUAUGUUCCUAGCUCCAAGAAAGUGGAGUUUGGGCCUGGCAUCACAGAACAGUAUUGCACCUUGACUAUCUUGGAUGACACUCAGUAUCCAGUAAUUGAAGGACUGGAGACAUUUGUGGUUUUCCUCAGCUCUGCGCAAGGGGCCGAACUGACCAAACCCUUCCAGGCUGUCAUUGCAAUUAAUGACACCUUCCAAGAUGUGCCCAGCAUGCAGUUUGCCAAGGACUUGCUCCUGGUGAAGGAGAAGGAGGGCAUACUCCAGGUGCCCAUCACCCGAAGCGGAGACCUGAGCUAUGAAUCAUCAGUGAGGUGCUACACGCAGAGCUAUUCAGCUCAGGCUGCCAAGGACUUUGAGGAGAGGUGGAAUGCAGACUCCUCCCGGAUUACAUUUCUGAAAGGAGAAAAAGUGAAGAACUGUACUGUCUAUAUCCAUGAUGACUCCAUGUUUGAGCCAGAGGAACAGUUCAGAGUCUACCUUGGCCAUCCUCUGGGAAACCACUGGAGUGGAGCUAGAAUUGGAAGGAACAACAUGGCCACCAUCACCAUAUCCAAUGACGAAGAUGCCCCCACCAUUGAGUUUGAAGAAGCUGCAUACCAAGUCCGGGAACCCGCAGGGUCGGAUGCCGUUGCAGUUCUGAACAUCAAGGUGAUCCGCAGAGGGGACCAGAACAGGACUUCCAAGAUCCGCUGCAGCACGCGGGAUGGGUCUGCCCAGUCUGGUGUGGAUUAUUACCCCAAGAGCCGUGUCUUGAAGUUUAGUCCUGGUGUGGAUCACAUCUUCUUUAAAGUCGAGAUCCUGUCCAAUGAAGACCGGGAAUGGCAUGAAUCUUUCUCUCUGGUCCUUGGCCCCGAUGACCCGGUGGAAGCAGUUCUCGGGGAUGUAACUACAGCCACAGUGACAAUUCUAGACCAAGAGGCGGCAGGGAGCCUCAUCUUGCCAGCGCCACCCAUUGUGGUCACGCUUGCUGACUAUGACCAUGUAGAAGAAGUCACCAAGGAAGGUGUGAAGAAGGCCCCCUCCCCAGGCUACCCGCUAGUGUGUGUCACUCCCUGUGACCCCCGUUUCCCCAGGUAUGCCGUCAUGAAGGAGCGCUGUAGCGAGGCCGGCAUCAACCAGACAUCCGUGCAGUUCAGCUGGGAGGUGGCUGCCCCCACCGAUGGCAGUGGUGCCCGCUCUCCCUUUGAAACCAUCACUGACAACACACCAUUCACCAGCGUCAACCACAUGGUCCUGGAUAGCAUUUACUUCAGCCGGAGGUUCCAUGUGCGUUGUGUGGCAAAAGCUGUGGACAAAGUGGGCCAUGUGGGGACGCCCUUACGGAGCAACAUUGUUACCAUUGGAACAGACAGUGCUAUCUGCCACACUCCUGUGGUGGCUGGGACAUCCAGAGGCUUCCAGGCUCAGUCUUUCAUCGCAACCUUGAAAUACCUGGACGUCAAACACAAGGAGCAUCCAAACAGGAUCCACAUUUCAGUGCAGAUCCCACACCAGGAUGGGAUGCUGCCCCUCAUCUCCACCAUGCCACUGCACAACUUGCAUUUUCUGUUGUCCGAGUCCAUCUACAGACACCAGCACGUCUGCUCCAACUUAGUCACCACCCAUGACCUGAGGGGUAUCUCAGAGGCAGGCUUCCUGGGUGACACAGGCUAUGACAGCACCGCCCUGGGGCCUGGUUAUGACCGCCCCUUUCAGUUUGACCUCAGCGUACGGGAGCCAAAGACCAUCCAGCUCUACAGACACCUGAACCUCAAGAGCUGUGUGUGGACCUUCGAUGCCUACUAUGACAUGACCGAACUGAUCGACGUCUGCGGGGGCUCCGUGACUGCUGACUUCCAGGUGAGAGACUCUGCGCAGUCAUUCCUGACAGUGCACGUGCCUUUGUAUGUCUCCUACAUCUACGUGACAGCCCCCAGGGGCUGGGCCUCCCUGGAGCACCAUACCGAGAUGGAGUUCUCCUUCUUCUACGACACUGUUCUCUGGAGAACAGGAAUCCAAACAGACAGUGUGCUCUCUGCAAGACUUCAGAUAAUAAGAAUCUACAUUCGCGAGGACGGCCGUCUUGUCAUUGAAUUCAAGACCCAUGCCAAAUUCAGAGGACAGUUUGUGAUGGAGCACCACACUCUCCCAGAUGUGAAAUCCUUCAUCUUGACUCCAGACCACUUAGGAGGAAUCGAAUUUGACCUGCAGCUGUUGUGGAGUGCUCAAACAUUUGAUUCUCCGCACCAGCUCUGGAGAGCGACAAGCUCUUAUAACAGGAAAGACUAUUCGGGGGAGUACACCAUCUACCUGAUCCCCUGCACAGUACAGCCCACGCAGCCAUGGGUCGACCCUGGAGAGAAGCCUCUGGCCUGUACUGCACACGCCCCGGAAAGGUUUCUGAUACCCAUUGCAUUCCAGCAGACCAACCGCCCCGUGCCGGUCGUGUAUUCACUCAACACUGAGUUUCAGCUCUGCAAUAACGAGAAGGUGUUCCUGAUGGAUCCCAAUACAUCGGAUAUGUCACUGGCAGAAAUGGAUUACAAAGGAGCCUUCUCGAAAGGUCAAAUUCUUUAUGGCCGAGUACUUUGGAAUCCAGAACAAAAUCUUAAUUCUGCCUACAAACUCCAGCUGGAGAAAGUCUAUCUCUGUACUGGCAAGGAUGGCUACGUGCCUUUCUUUGAUCCUACGGGAACUAUCUAUAAUGAAGGACCACAGUAUGGAUGCAUUCAGCCAAACAGACACCUCAAACACAGAUUCCUGCUGCUGGACCGUAGUCAGCCAGAGGUGACAGAUAAAUAUUUCCAUGAUGUGCCUUUUGAGGCUCACUUUGCUUCGGAGUUGCCUGAUUUCCACAUGGUCAGCAGCAUGCCAGGUGUGGAUGGAUUCACUCUGAAAGUAGAUGCACUCUAUAAGGUGGAAGCAGGUCACCAGUGGUACCUCCAGGUGAUCUACAUCAUCGGCCCUGACACCAUCUCAGGCCCCCGGGUCCAGCGCUCCCUCACAGCCCCUCUGAGGCGCAACCGAAGGGAUCUGGUGGACCCCAGUGGCUGGCUGAUCCUUGAUGAUUCCCUCAUCUAUGAUAAUGAAGGAGACCAAGUCAAGAAUGGCACCAAUAUGAAAUCCCUGAACCUGGAGAUGCAAGAGCCAGUGGUGGCCGCGUCUCUGUCCCAGACCGGGGCAUCUAUCGGCAGUGCCCUUGCCGCUAUCAUGCUUCUACUUCUGGUGUUCUUGGUGGCUUGUUUCAUCACCAGGAAAUGUCAGAGGCAGAGGAAGAAACAGCCCAUGGGGAACUUUUUGGAGGCAUACCCUCUGAAUACUAAGGUGGAUGUGCCCAAGCGGCACCUGGACAGGGUGGAGAAGAAUGUAAACAGACAGUACUGCACGGUGCGCAAUGUCAACAUCCUGAGCGAAGCUGAGGGGGCAUGUGCAUUCAAAGGUGCUAAAGUAAAAAGGUUGAACCUGGAGGUCAGAGUUCACAACAAUUUACAAGAUGGAACAGAAGUGUAACCGGGAAGACCUAUGUGUAUUUUUUCCUAAAAAUCAUUUUUAUAAAACGGGGAGAAAUGCUGGUAUUUUUAUAGUCUUGCAGAUAAAAAAAGGGAAAACUAUAGCUUUGAGUGGCGGACGGCACACAUCACAUGCAUCAACUCACAACUGAGCUACCUCAUUAACAAAGAUCCACCGAGACCCCAGAGUAAUGGAAGAGAUUGAUUUCUGUGGAUCCUGGCAAUCAUCUCAGCAGCUAUCAACAGUUCCUUCUGGAAGGCUGAUCUUAGAAAGCAUUUUGGGGUUAGGACAGGAGUUAGGAAGGCUGGUGAUGGAAUUUGGAGGAUCCGGAGUGUCCCAGGGCAGGGCAAAGAGAGUAGGCACAGGCUUCGGGAUUCCUUUCCAACCCGAA